CGGAAGGCGCACCACUGCCCCGGGCUGAGAGAAUCAAAGAUGGCGCAGGCCGCUCCGCGCUCCCCGCUGCUCUCUAACCGUGGUGAGGCUCUCGCGUGGUACAGAGGAGACCAGAACGCCUCUCUUCGGAGCUAAGGUGCUCGGGAACAUGUCGCGAGGCCGGAGAGGCUAGGGGGCAGAUAUUCUUAGGACGUAGCACUUCUGUAAACCUGAAAACUGGUUCCCCCAGGUGUCCGGUCCUUUUGAGCCCAGCCGUUGUCCCGCAUAGGGGCCCUUCCUUUACGUUCUGCGGGAAUCGAUGUGGGGGAAGUGGUGGGGAAGGAUGUGAGGACGCCUCCUCGCCUCCCAGGAAUAUCCCGGAGAUUCCCGAGCUUCUGGACAGGCAAUUACUCUGGCGACCGAGGAGACGGUCCGCGAGCCCAGGCUGGCCAUGAAGGGCGACCCUUUGGCUCCUGCAGCCCCCCUCAAGGGCCUCGGGGGACCCCUGCGGAGCAGCGAGCCGGUACGCGCUGGCCCGGCCCGAUCUCGGGCCGUGGAUCUGCUGGAGGAGGCGGCCGACUUCCUGGUGGUGCACCUGGACUUCCGCGCGGCGCUGGACACCUGCGAGCGUGCUUGGGAGAGCCUGGCCAGCGAUGGCCUGCAGGAGGAAGAGGAGGCUCCUGGCACCUGCUUGGAGGUGCAAUGCUCCCUGUGUGUGGUGGGGAUCCAGGCCCUGGCGGAAAUGGACCGGUGGCAGGAAGUCCUCUCCUGGGUCCUUCGGUAUUAUAAAGUCCCUGAAAAACUACCUCCCAAGGUCCUGGAGCUGUGCAUUCUUUUAUACAGCAAAAUGCAAGCACCUGGAAUCAUGCUGGAUGCGGUCACUGCCUGGCUCCAAGACCCAGCUAAUCAGGGCCUUCCAGAGUAUGGAGCUUUGGCAGCCCUGCACCUGCAGCGAGUGCUACUGCCCCUGGGCCACCUGUCCCAGGCGGAGGAGAUGCUGGCAGGCUCUGCAGCGUUGGACGAGGAGCAGCGGCUGGACGUACUGCACGCCAUCCAUUCAGCAAAGCAGCGGCAGACGCAGGAACGCUCAGGCCUUCCGCACACACAGACGCCGAAGCAGGACGGCGCCCUCCCCCACAAGCUCCAGUCACUCCUGAUGUUGCUGCGCCAGCUGUGGCACUCGGCAGUGAGCCACUUCUUUGCUCUGCCCUUCAAAAAGAGCCUCCUGGUCGCCUUGAUCCUCUGUCUCUUGGUGGUGAGGUUUGAUCCAGCUUCUCCGUCUGCCCUGCCCUUCCUCUACAAGCUGGUGCAGUUCUUCAAGUGGAUCCGGAAGGCCAGGUGUCCUCGCCUCUACCAGCCCCCCAACCGUGACUGAAGGGUCUUCGCUGCCCACCUCCACCCACAACCAGAGCGGUCUAACAGUCCUUGGAGGCUUGGUCCCUGCG
Messenger RNA from Ochotona princeps (American pika), 1424 nucleotides. It is a transcript of the gene PEX26, whose product is annotated as peroxisomal biogenesis factor 26. NCBI's taxonomy places the organism in Eukaryota, Metazoa, Chordata, Mammalia, Lagomorpha, Ochotonidae. Gene Ontology annotation, cellular component: peroxisomal membrane; peroxisome. The coding region runs from base 431 to 1354 and encodes 307 amino acids. Gene Ontology annotation, biological process: protein import into peroxisome matrix; protein import into peroxisome membrane. Gene Ontology annotation, molecular function: protein-containing complex binding; ATPase binding. The transcript has 5 exons. The record is from RefSeq and is a predicted model, not a curated record.